UCGAAAUAGACGCGCAGGCCACACAGACUAUAUAGUAUAAAAAAUACUUCACCAGCAGCACAACACAGAAACUCCAUUUUUUAGAGAGAGAAAGACUCUUCACUCCUAACUAUACGUACACACAUACUUAUAUAUAUUUUUAGAGAGAGAAAAAAGAUAAACCGCUACUCGCCGAUGCAUCGAACAAUCAAAACCUAAUGCGUAUUUGCAUAUUCGUGUCAAUCUGUUGAUUCUUCAAAUAUAUAGUAUACGUGUUUGGGACACACGCGCUUGAGCCGCUAUCAGAAUUGUAUUGAAGUGUCGUCGUUUUUUAUCGGUGUGCGUGCUGCUGCAGAUCUUGAAACGGCGUCGUUCAGUCGUAUUUCGUUUCGCCCCUACAUUUCCGCUUCUGUAUCUCUCGCGAUUUUUUUUUUGAUUUGAUCAAUUCGAUUUCGUUUUGCCGAAAUCGAAUUGGAAAACGCUUGCAAAGAUCAAGCUUGUUUUCCAGUUCCGGUGUAAAUAAAAAAAAAUUUAAAUUCACGGAAAAAAAAGUUGAAUCGGUUGCGAGCGGAGGAGCGGUAAUAGUGAGGAAAUGGACGAUAGAGGCGGCGGCGGCGGAGGAGGAUCUUUUGUGGCGGUGAGGCGAAUACCGCAAGGGCUCGAUCGUGGAGGUGCUUGCCAUUCUACUUCUGCGGAGGUUGUGGCAGGAUCGACAGCAUGGCUUGGCAAAGGCCUUUCAUGCGUUUGUGCUCAGGGAGGAGAAAAUGAUGCUCGCCCAUCAUUUGAUUUGACAACGGCACAGGAAGAAUGCCUAGAGAGGCUACAAAAUCGGUUAGAUGCAGCAUAUGAUAGUUCUAUUCCCGUCCAUCAGGAAGCUCUACGGGCAUUGUGGAAUGCUGCUUUUCCUGGGCAAGAACUCCAUGGUUUAAUAUCAGACCAGUGGAAAGAAAUGGGUUGGCAAGGAAAAGAUCCGUCAACAGAUUUUCGGGGUGGAGGUUUCAUAUCACUGGAAAAUUUGCUGUACUUUGCUAGGAAUUUUCCGAAAUCUUUUCAGAGUCUUCUUUGGAAGCAGGAAGGUGACAGGGCGUUGUGGGAAUACCCAUUUGCCGUAGCUGGUGUCAACAUCACAUUCAUGCUUAUUCAGAUUCUUGACCUUGAAGCAGUGAAGCCCAGAACGCUCGUGGGAGCAACCUUUUUGAAAUUUCUUGCAGUAAAUGAAUCAGCAUUUGAUCUUCUAUAUUGUAUCGCGUUCAAGCUAAUGGACCAACAAUGGCUUGCCAUGCGUGCUUCUUACAUGGACUUCAACGCUGUGAUGAAAGCUACUCGUCGUGAGUUGGAGAGAGAGCUUCUCCAAGAAGAUAUAAAACGUCUCGAAGACUUGCCUUCCUAUUGCCUUCUUAGUCAGUAGUGUUAUAAGUAGCCGUCUCUCAAUUUCCCAUUUUUUCGUGUUGUAUUUCCAUACUACUAUAGUUUUUUCGUGUUGCACUUCCUUUGUUAUAGUAGGUUUGGGCAUUUAUGAAGUUUGUGCAGAACCGCUAGUUAUAUGAUUUGUACUAUUUUUACAUACUUUUUUUUUGAUAAGUAACUAUUUUUACAUA
Messenger RNA from Erythranthe guttata (spotted monkey flower), 1577 nucleotides. RefSeq lists its product as uncharacterized. The record is from RefSeq and is a predicted model, not a curated record. NCBI's taxonomy places the organism in Eukaryota, Viridiplantae, Streptophyta, Magnoliopsida, Lamiales, Phrymaceae.